Messenger RNA from Arvicola amphibius (Eurasian water vole), 1551 nucleotides. It is a transcript of the gene Lrrtm2, whose product is annotated as leucine rich repeat transmembrane neuronal 2. The transcript has 2 exons. The coding region runs from base 1 to 1551 and encodes 516 amino acids. The record is from RefSeq and is a predicted model, not a curated record. Gene Ontology annotation, molecular function: protein binding. Lineage: Eukaryota; Metazoa; Chordata; Mammalia; Rodentia; Cricetidae.
AUGGGCUUACAUUUCAAGUGGCCAUUAGGGGCCCCUAUGCUGGCAGCAAUAUAUGCAAUGAGUGUGGUUUUAAAAAUGCUGCCUGCCCUGGGUAUGGCGUGUCCACCCAAAUGCCGCUGUGAGAAGCUGCUAUUCUACUGCGACUCUCAGGGCUUCCAUUCAGUGCCAAACGCCACAGACAAGGGUUCUCUGGGCCUGUCCCUGAGGCACAAUCACAUCACAGCGCUUGAAAGAGAUCAAUUUGCCAGCUUCAGUCAACUCACCUGGCUCCACUUAGAUCACAAUCAAAUUUCAACUGUAAAAGAAGAUGCUUUCCAAGGACUAUAUAAACUUAAGGAGUUAAUCUUAAGUUCCAACAAAAUAUUUUACUUGCCAAACACAACUUUUACCCAACUGAUUAACCUGCAAAAUUUGGACCUGUCUUUUAAUCAGCUGUCAUCUCUGCAUCCUGAGCUCUUCUAUGGCCUUCGGAAGCUGCAGACCUUGCAUUUGCGUUCCAACUCCCUGCGGACUAUCCCAGUACGCCUGUUCUGGGACUGUCGUAGUCUAGAGUUUCUGGAUUUGAGCACAAACCGUUUGCGAAGUUUGGCUCGCAAUGGAUUUGCAGGAUUAAUCAAACUGAGAGAGCUUCACCUAGAGCACAACCAGCUGACAAAGAUUAAUUUUGCUCAUUUCCUCCGGCUAAGCAGUCUGCACACACUCUUCUUACAAUGGAACAAAAUCAGCAACUUGACAUGUGGGAUGGAAUGGACCUGGAGCACUUUAGAAAAGCUAGACCUAACUGGAAACGAAAUCAAAGCCAUCGACUUAACAGUGUUUGAAACCAUGCCUAAUCUUAAAAUACUCCUCCUGGAUAACAACAAGUUAAACAGUCUUGAUUCCAAAAUCUUAAACUCCCUGAGAUCCCUCACAACCGUUGGCCUCUCUGGCAAUCUGUGGGAAUGCAGCCCCCGAGUGUGUGCUCUCGCCUCCUGGCUGGGCAGUUUCCAAGGUCGGUGGGAGCAUUCCAUCCUAUGCCAUAGCCCUGACCACACCCAGGGAGAGGAUAUUCUUGAUGCAGUCCACGGGUUUCAGCUCUGCUGGAAUUUAUCAACCACUGUCACUGCCAUGGCUACAACUUACAGAGAUCCAACCACUGAAUAUACAAAAAGAAUCAGCUCAUCAAGUUACCAUGUAGGAGACAAAGAAAUUCCAACUACUGCAGGCAUAGCAGUUACUACAGAGGAACACUUUUCCGAACCAGACAAUGCCAUCUUCACUCAGCGAGUAAUUACGGGAACAAUGGCUUUAUUGUUUUCUUUCUUUUUUAUUAUUUUUAUAGUGUUCAUUUCCAGGAAGUGCUGCCCUCCCACUUUAAGAAGAAUUAGACAGUGCUCAAUGAUUCAGAACCAUAGGCAGCUCCGAUCCCAAACACGACUCCAUAUGUCAAACAUGUCAGACCAAGGACCGUAUAAUGAGUAUGAACCCACCCAUGAAGGACCUUUCAUCAUCAUUAAUGGUUAUGGACAGUGCAAGUGUCAGCAGCUGCCAUACAAAGAAUGUGAAGUAUAA